AGAGGCGGGGCCUCCGCUCAACGCCGGCAGCUCAGGGUUUAGGAUCCGUUCAUGUGGACGGAGAGAUGGGGACGUGACCGGCCAUUGAGUGCGGCCAGGGUGCCGGUGUCCCCCCCCCCCCCCAUCUGCUCGGUGUGCGGGCUGAGCUUUGAUGGAGGACCACAUGGCGAGGCACAACAAGCAGAAGUGUUAUGAGUGCGACGUGUGUAGCAAGGCCUGCCAGUGCCCGAGCAAGAUGGAGUCCCACCGGCGAAUGCACACGGGAGAACGCCCCGUCGACUGCACGGAGUGGGAAAAUAAUUUCAAGACUGCGAGUGACCUGAAGGCCCACCGGCAAGUGCAUACGGGCGAGAAGCCCUAUGGCUGCAACGCCUGCGGCAAGAGCUUUAUCAGGUUGGCGGGGCUGCGGGACCACCGGCGGGUGCACAGAAGUGAGCGGCCCUUCACCUGCUCCGACUGCAGCAAAACCUUCAAGUCGUCCACGAACCUGAAGGUGCACAGGCGCCUGCACACUGGGGAGCGGCCCUACACCUGCAGCGACUGUGGCAUGGACUUCACCCAGGCCAACGGCCUGCUACAGCACCAGAGCACCCACACCGGCGACCGACCCUACACCUGUUGUGGCAAGGGCUUAACCCAAUACGGCUACCUGCUGAAGCACCAGUGCACCCACACCGCCGAGGGCCCCUACACCUGUGUCCAGUGCGGAAAGGGCUUCACCCAAUAUGACUGCCAGCUGAAGCACCAGCACACCCACACCAGUGAGCGCCCCUAG
Messenger RNA from Amblyraja radiata (thorny skate), 775 nucleotides. RefSeq names its product gastrula zinc finger protein XlCGF7.1-like. The coding region runs from base 152 to 775 and encodes 207 amino acids. The transcript is spliced from 4 exons. The record is from RefSeq and is a predicted model, not a curated record. Lineage: Eukaryota; Metazoa; Chordata; Chondrichthyes; Rajiformes; Rajidae.